Messenger RNA from Peronospora matthiolae, 984 nucleotides. Lineage: Eukaryota; Oomycota; Peronosporomycetes; Peronosporales; Peronosporaceae. The record is from the annotation of a GenBank genome assembly.
AUGCGAUGCGCGAGCAAGGCCGCCGAGAGCGCGUCUGCACGUCUCUGUGCGGACGCCGAAGCAGAAACUACAGCAACUGAUAUCCCAUCGGUUGCUGAAUCGACUCAGCCUGUAUCACCUGGUGAUGCAGGCGCUGGUCAUGAAGACACUCGUGUCUUCACAGAGUACGAGCUCGGUGUCUCGCACUCUCCUGAUACGGAUGACGGAUCCGUAUCGACGGCAAUUGAAUCCAAGCCGCCUGCCAAGCGUGGCAUGGACGAUGCUUUGCGUCGCAGCAUCUUUGGUUCAUCUGAUGAGUCAGAUGAACCAUCGCCGAAGCGAAGGCGCUCGAGGUCGCGAGACUCGGGCGCCAAUAGUGGUGUCGUUUCUCCAAUGGACACCACUUCACAGCGAGGUGCCAGUACUUCUGAUUCAUCACUUGACCCCAGCGCGAAAGACUAUCGCGCUGAACAUGAGUUCUUCAUCGAUGCUUUCUUCAGACAUCGAUGGUACAGUGGGAAUCACAAACGUGAUGGUCCCUCACUACUUCAGGCGUGGAACGCCUACAUCCAUAAUCUCGAGGAUGUAGGUCGUGACGCUUGGAACGACAAACUUAUCAAAGCUCGUGAUAAGUUUGAAAAGCGAACCCCGACAGGUGCACGCUACAAGCUGCAUCGUCUGUCAAGGGAGAAAGGAUUACCCUGCCUCUCUUGGGGAGACUCGUGCCCAUGUUGUGUGAACAACUCUGCACGAGCACCUAAGGAGGCUUACCUCCUUACCAGCCCGUGGUGGCGCGUACGUGUCUCUACUGAGAUGUACGAAGGGAUUGACAACCUGAAAUCCCUUUACGACCGUGCCGGGAAGACUUUCUCCGGCGGUCCUUCUGCGGCACAGGAUGUGUCGCGUCGUACUGCUCGACCAGACCCAGUACGUCAACCAUCAAUUGGGAGCGGGGCUCCCAAGAAUCCCAGGACGGGGGAUAGCCUGCGCCACCGGACGAGGUAA